AGUGACAAGUUACCACCCAUUUUGCAAUGAGGAAGUCCAUUGACUUUUGACACAAAAUGGCUUCCUUUGCUUCACGUAAGAAGUUACACGCGUCAUUUUGAGGAAAAUUCCAUCAAAAACUUGUGUUUCCGGACAACCAGAAUGUACAACAGGGCGACAGGGACAUCUUCGGGGGCACAGGGGGCGGUUUCUGUCAACAUUCCGGCCGAAAAUGCGGACAAAACUCUUCCUGACGUAGUGCCGGAUAAGGGAUCUGCAUUAUGGAAUCGAGUUCAUUUGGGGACCGAUUCACUCUCAAUGGAAAACUUCCACCCUUUCAAGUCUCAGGCAGGACUUCUGACCAGAGCUGCCAGAGAAGUGGGCAGAGUGUUGGCAGAGAGGAGGGCCAGAAGGGUGAUGUUUAUAGCAGUGCUGAAUGUACUGUGUACCCUGGUGUUGUUUGUAUGGUGUAGGACCACAAGGAGCAUGGCCCUGCUGGCAUAUACUUACCUGACUGUGUUUGACAUUCUGUGCUUGGUCACAUGUUUGGUCAGCAUCUGGGUUUCCAUACAGAAGCCAACUCCUGCAUUUUCAUUUGGAUAUGAAAGAUUCGAGGUCCUUGCCGUAUUUACCAGCACAACAUUGGCUCAGCUGGCACAACUGUUUGUGGUGAAAGAAAGUAUUGAGAGGCUCCUACACCAUCAUGAUGUCCAUACUGGAAGACUGUUGGUCGGUACUGCUUUUGGCUUUGCAGUCCACUUUGUGUCAACCUACUUUGUCAGCAACAAGGCAUUCCAGCAUGUUUCAGAGGCCUCUAGCUCCAGCUGGCUACAGGAGCAUGUUGCAGACAUGAGCAGAAGUUUGUGCAGCGUUGUCCCCGGACUGAGCAGCUUGUUACUACCCCGGAUCAACCCUCUGCCUCUCAUCGCUGUGGCAGGCGCCCUGGCUCUCUUCAUCACAGACAUGCUCAUAGAGAUCAACAAUUACUUCCGAGCAGAUACAUUUGCAGCCAUCUCCAUAGCCAUCAUGACUAUCGGCACCAUGUUCCCCAUGUCUGUGUACAGUGGCAGGAUUCUUCUACAGACCACACCGUCUCACAUAAUAGGACAACUAGACAAGUGUCUGAGAGAGGCAUCAACUCUGGACGGGGUGUUGGAAUUCAGAAAUGAACAUUUCUGGACUGUCUCCUUUGGGACUUUGGCUGGCUCACUUCAUGUUAGGAUCAGAAGAGAUGCGAAUGAGCAGAUGGUGUUGGCCCAUGUCUCCAACCGUCUGUCCAACCUGGUGACCGUACUGACCAUCCACAUCUUCAAGGACGACUGGACGAGGGCCUCCCUGUCCGCCUCGAGCUAUGCCGCGUCCCGCCAGCCCUACACCAGCACGCCCGCCAAAACUGGACUGGACCCCGCCGUGCCCACCGUCAACCCUUUCCAGCCCCUCCCUCCCCUUCAUGCCCCUAACCUGUCCACCAUUACCCCCAUAGGUUCACCUACGGUACCUUCACUGCACCAGCCUGCAAGUAGGCUGUAUGGUAGUGGUACCACGGUACCCAGUCACGUGGCACUGGGGCCUGCAGGUAACCCUGGGGGUAGGAUACCUCUCAGGACAUACCAGCCUACUAACCUGUUUGGUGCAAGCGAUGGGAGUGGACAAAAAUCUACAACAGAAUUUGUACAUAGAUAAAAAGGCUUAGCAUACAUGUAUAGCUGUACAGUAGUGGUACCACGGUACCCAGUUACGUGGCACUGGGGCCUGCAGGUAACCCUGGAGGUAGGAUACCUCUCAGGGCCUACCAGCUUACUAACCUGUUUGGUGCAAGCGACGGGACUGGACAAAAAUCUACAACAGAAUUUGUACAUAGAUGAAAAGUUUCAGGAUACAUGUAUAGCUGUACAUUAGCGGCACCGUGACACCAAGUCACAUAGCACUAGGACCUAUUUCAGGACGUACCAGCCUACUACUAAUCUAUUUGGUGCUAGCGAUGGGACUGGAGAAUAAUCUACAACAGAAUUCGUACACAGAAUACGUGUAUAGCUGUACAGUAGCGGUAUCACUACGCUAUCACUGAUU
Branchiostoma belcheri (Belcher's lancelet) is the source of this 2049-nucleotide messenger RNA. RefSeq names its product zinc transporter 6-like. The record is from RefSeq and is a predicted model, not a curated record. Gene Ontology annotation, biological process: transmembrane transport; monoatomic cation transport. Bases 142 to 1662 code for a protein of 506 amino acids. Gene Ontology annotation, molecular function: monoatomic cation transmembrane transporter activity. NCBI's taxonomy places the organism in Eukaryota, Metazoa, Chordata, Leptocardii, Amphioxiformes, Branchiostomatidae. Gene Ontology annotation, cellular component: membrane. The transcript has 17 exons.